Messenger RNA from Dermatophagoides pteronyssinus (European house dust mite), 1340 nucleotides. It is a transcript of the gene Rpn7, whose product is annotated as regulatory particle non-ATPase 7. NCBI's taxonomy places the organism in Eukaryota, Metazoa, Arthropoda, Arachnida, Sarcoptiformes, Pyroglyphidae. The record is from RefSeq and is a predicted model, not a curated record. Gene Ontology annotation, cellular component: proteasome regulatory particle. Gene Ontology annotation, biological process: proteasome-mediated ubiquitin-dependent protein catabolic process.
AACGGUUUUCAAACUUCGCUGAAUCAUUUUCAUUUGAGUUGUUUUUUCAAUUUUUUUUUUUGAUUAUUUUUUAAAAAGGUCUUAAUCUUAAACUUUCAAUCGUUUCAUUCGUAAUCAAAAAUGCCUGCUGAAAAUCUUGAAGAUGAAAGUUUAGCUAAAAAUCCAAAUUUGGAAUUAGCUCAAUGGCUUUUUUUAUUGACCAUCGAAGAUAAUGCGGCUAUUCGACAGAAUCUUAUGGAUGCCAUUGUUCAAAAUGACAUGGCACCUUUCUAUAAAAUGGUUUGUGAAACUCUAAAAUGGCCAAUUAACGAAGAACUUUAUGAAAAAAUGAAAAAGAAAAAUGAUGAAAAAAUUAAAGAAUUUGAUUUUGCUAUCGAAGAUGCGGAAAAAAAUCUCGGUGAAAUGGAAGUUCGUGAAGCUAAUCUUGCCAAAGCUGAAUAUUAUAGUUUGAUUGGCGAUAAAGAAAAUACAAUGUCUGCUUUUCGAAAAACAUAUGAUAAAACAGUGUCGUUGGGACAUCGUUUAGACCUAUUGUUUCACAUUAUUCGUAUCGGUCUUUUUUAUUUGGAUCAUAAAUUAAUUGCUACCAAUAUUGAAAAAGCGAAAGAACUCAUUGAAGAAGGUGGCGACUGGGAUCGUCGAAAUCGAUUACGUGUCUAUCAAGGUUUUUAUUGCAUCACUAUUCGUGAUUUUCAACAAGCUGCAUCACUUUUUUUGGACACAAUUUCGACUUUCACUUGCUAUGAACUUUGUGAUUACAAAACUUUUGUAGCCUAUACUGUCAUUACUGCAAUGAUUUCUUUGCCCAGAGUUCAACUCCGAAAAAAUGUCAUCAAAGGUGCUGAAAUCCUGGAAGUACUUCAUGGUAAUCCUGAAUUGCGAGAAUUUUUAUUCUCGCUAUACGAAUGCAAUUAUAGUAAAUUUUUUGAAAAACUUUGCUGGAUCGAAUACUUUAUGAAAAAAGAUCGAUUGUUUCAGCCACAUUUUCGAUUCUACAUUCGCGAAAUGCGUAUCCUUGCCUAUAAUCAAUUAUUGGAAUCGUAUCGAAGUUUGGAACUUAAAUAUAUGGCCGAUGCUUUCGGUGUGACUGUCAAUUUUAUCGAUCAAGAAUUGGCUCGUUUUAUCGCUGCUGGAAGACUUUUUUGUAAAAUCGAUAAAGUCAACGGUAUUGUCGAGACCAAUAGACCGGAUGCAAAAAAUCAUCAGUAUCAAGCAUGCAUUAAACAUGGCGAUAUUCUAUUAAAUCGAAUUCAGAAAUUGAGUCGAGUUAUCAAUAUAUAAAAGGGACACAUUGAAAAUAUUCUUUUAUCUAAAAAAUAAAAUAUCCUUUUCAAAAGAUA